Messenger RNA from Rhododendron vialii, 1595 nucleotides. RefSeq names its product peter Pan-like protein. Gene Ontology annotation, cellular component: preribosome, large subunit precursor. Bases 261 to 1241 code for a protein of 326 amino acids. Gene Ontology annotation, biological process: rRNA processing; ribosomal large subunit assembly. Gene Ontology annotation, molecular function: rRNA binding. The transcript is spliced from 9 exons. The record is from RefSeq and is a predicted model, not a curated record. NCBI's taxonomy places the organism in Eukaryota, Viridiplantae, Streptophyta, Magnoliopsida, Ericales, Ericaceae.
CCCAAACGAAAAACGCCAAAGCCAGCCCCCAAGUCUCAGUACACCCCCACGUUCCUCCACUCCAGAUCUGAUCCCGCCGCCGGGAGCCUCCGCCGGGAGCCUUCCAGUCCACCGUCUCUCUCUCAGUCUCCCGCACAGAUGCACACCGUCCGGACUCCAGACUCCAGGCGUCCAAACUCCAGGCGUCCACGACUCCACCGAUCUGCAAAUCGCUUGAUUGACAUAUCAAUUAGGGCACUGGAACACACAUUGAAGAAGAGAUGGCUCGUUUCCGAAAUAAGAAGGCGGCAUUCGUAAAGCCAGUUAUGAAGAAGCAGCCGACUGUGGAUCAUAUCACGGGCGAUAAGAUCCCAAAAAGCUUUGUUUUUUCGAGAGGGAAGUUGCCUGGUUCUCUUAGGCAAUUGCAGAUGGACUUGAGGAAGUUGAUGCUUCCUUAUACUGCCCUUAAGCUUAAGGAAAAGAGGCGUAACAAUAUCAAAGACUUCUUGAACAUUGCAGGGCCGAUGGGAGUUACACAUUUCCUCAUAUUAUCAAAAACUGAAACCGCACCAUAUUUGAGGGUUGCCAGAACUCCGCAAGGCCCAACUCUAACAUUUAAAAUACAACAGUACUCAUUGGCAGUUGAUGUUGCUCAUUCUCAAGUGCGCCCGAGAUGUCCUCAAGACCUUUUCAAAAACCCACCCUUGAUUGUUCUUUCUGGUUUUGGGACGGGGGAGCAACACCUGAAGCUUACAACUAUUAUGUUUCAAAACAUCUUUCCAGGCAUUGAUAUUAACACUGUGAAACUUUCUUCGUGUGAGAGAAUUGUGCUGCUAAACUAUAAUAAGGAGACAAAGCUGAUUGAUUUUCGGCAUUACUCCAUCAGACUACAACCUGUUGGGGUCUCACGCAGAAUCAGAAAGUUUGUGCAGAACCAUCAAGUUCCUGAUUUAAGAAGUCUUCAAGACGUGAGUGACUUUGUCACCAAGGCUGGUUAUGGAUCAGAAAGCGAAGCAGAUGAAGAAGCGGCAACUGUAAGUCUACCAAGUGAUCUCGGUAGAGUUAACCGAGCUUCCACAAAAAGUGCUGUCAAGCUUCAAGAGAUUGGACCCAGGAUGACUCUUCAACUCAUGAAAGUCGAGGAAGGAUUGUGUUCUGGUGGCGUCAUAUUCAGUGAAUAUGGAGAUUAUGGCAAACAGAAAACACAGGAGACUGAGGUAGAGCAAGAGCAAGAGGAUGAGGAAGUUAUGGUGGAAGAUUAGCCGUAAACCAUCUUCAAACACAAAUAGGAGGCAGUUCUUAUUGUAUUCUGACGAUACUUUUUUAUGACAGUUUCGAGUCGUUUGGUUGGUCUCUCUCUCUCUCUCUAGGGCUGGGCAGGUGGGUGUGGACAACUCCAAAGGGUGCACAAUAUCAAUUAGCUUCCCAAUUUUGUAUUUGAGGAAAUGAGAAGAAGAAUAGUAGUGCCAUUUUGUUUCUAUUGCGUUUGAGAAGAAAAUAGCUGUUGAUCCAUUUACAAGAAAAGUGCAGAGUUUUGUUGGCUUAGGGAAAUGAGUUGUAUUUCGCAUUUAGAUCUGUGAUAUCUGUCUAGUCGCUGAUGUUUAAAAAAAAGAGAG